GGAUUUUCCUUCAAGUAAACACGCAGAGACAGGCGAUGAUAGCCGCUCUUUACCAGCUUAGUGGGAGGGGCUAUUUUCCAGCCCAUAGCAACCGUCCCUAGCAACGGCGCGUCGUUGAGUUGGGCGGAGUCAGCUGGACCCGUUUGCCCGCCUGUGUUCAGGUUGGUUUUCUACGCGAGGCCGAGGCUGCGGGGCCUGUUCGGAAGGCAUGCUGAAAGUAAAGAUCCUCUUCGUUGGCCCCAGCGAGUCCGGAAAAUCUGUUUUGGCAAACUUCUUGUCGGAGAGCACAGAAGGCAUCGGCAGCUAUAUCCCAACCCAAGGGGUGAGGAUCCUGGAAUAUGAGAAGCCCCAUAUCAAUGAAAACAGCAAAGGCACAGAAUAUCGGUUUGAACUGUGGGAUUGUGGAGGUGACCGAAAGUUUGAGACUUGCUGGCCUGCUCUGAUGAAGGACUCUCACGGUGUUGUCAUAGUCUUCAACCCAGACUUGCCCAGUCACCUGAAGGAAAUAGAGACGUGGUAUUCCUGCUUUGUGCAGCAACAGCAGCUGCUUGAUAGCCAGUGCCUGCUCAUCGCACAUCACAAGCCUGGCAGCGGAGGAGAUGCAGAGAGCCUCACCUUGCCUUCACCUCUGAACAGGCUGCUUCUGAUUCACUCCAGUCUUGAAGAAGAACCCGAGGACAUCCGGAUGGAAUUUGUGAAGUACCUUAAGAACAUCAUCAACUUGGUGAACGAGAACCGGGACAAGGAAGAGAUGUCGAUUAUCACGUGAAAGGCAGAGACGUUUUUGAUGGGACAGGAGAUAACCAUUCAAAAAAGAGAGAGGAGACAGAACCCCCGUUUAUAUAAAAAAGUCUGAAACUAAUGGGCACUAAAAAUACUGAGUCUUUGUGAAUGCGUAACAUUACAGGUUUUUUUGCCUUACACAACUGAUGAAAAUGAUUUGGCAAUAAGAGGUAUGUAGCAUUCAGCUCUGGAUAGAAGCACAAGGCAGUCACCCUACGGACCAUGGCCUACAUGCUGUGAAGGACCAAAUUCUUUGAAGAAACUGAAUUAAAAGUCAAAUUCCUCCUCUCCCA
This is a messenger RNA of Sphaerodactylus townsendi, 1076 nucleotides long. RefSeq names its product intraflagellar transport 22 (gene IFT22). NCBI's taxonomy places the organism in Eukaryota, Metazoa, Chordata, Lepidosauria, Squamata, Sphaerodactylidae. Bases 209 to 769 code for a protein of 186 amino acids. Gene Ontology annotation, cellular component: endomembrane system. The record is from RefSeq and is a predicted model, not a curated record. Gene Ontology annotation, molecular function: GTPase activity. Gene Ontology annotation, biological process: intracellular protein transport. The transcript is spliced from 5 exons.